Molecule: messenger RNA, 1585 nt
Organism: Tupaia belangeri chinensis (Chinese tree shrew)
Lineage: Eukaryota; Metazoa; Chordata; Mammalia; Scandentia; Tupaiidae
Gene: RNF125
Product: ring finger protein 125
Exons: 6
Coding region: 158-856 (232 amino acids)
Biological process (GO): ubiquitin-dependent protein catabolic process; protein polyubiquitination
Cellular component (GO): VCP-NPL4-UFD1 AAA ATPase complex
Molecular function (GO): ubiquitin protein ligase activity
Source: RefSeq, a predicted model, not a curated record
GAGACUGUUGUAGGCUGCUGGAGGCUGCGCUCGCUGGGAGUGCAGGGAGGCGGUGUUCACAGCUGGGCCGGGACUUCCUUCCUCCACCGCAGGACAACAAAACAACCCGGCAGCCGGCGCUGAGCUCUUGGCAGCUGUCUGGGCUUGAGGCGCAGCCAUGGGCUCCGUGCUGAGCAGCGACAGCGGCAAAUCCGCGCCCUCCUCUGUCACCCCACGGGCCUUGGAGCGCAGGGGAGACCCAGAGCUGCCCGUCACAUCCUUCGACUGCUCCGUGUGCCUUGAGGUUUUGCACCAGCCCGUUCGGACCCGCUGUGGCCACGUGUUCUGCCGUUCCUGCAUCGCUACUAGUCUAAAGAACAACAAGUGGACCUGUCCUUACUGUCGGGCAUCUCUUCCUUCAGAAGGAGUUCCAGCAACUGAUGUAGCCAAAAGAAUGAAAUCAGAGUACCAGAACUGCACCGAGUGCGACACUCCGGUCUGUCUCAGUGAAAUGAGGGCACAUAUAAGGACCUGUCAGAAGUACAUAGAUAAGUAUGGACCACUACAAGAACUUGGGGAGACAACUACAAGGUGUGUAUGCCCAUUUUGUCAGAGGGAACUGGACGAAGACAUGCUGCUUGAUCAUUGCAUUACUCAUCACAGAUCAGAAAGGAGACCUGUGUUCUGCCCACUUUGCCGUUUAAUACCCAAUGAGACUCCCAGCAACUUCAAUGGCAGUUUAAUAAGGCAUCUGCAAGUUAGUCACACUUUGUUUUAUGACGACUUCAUAGAUUUUAAUAUAAUUGAGGAAGCCCUUAUCCGAAGAGUCUUAGACCGGUCACUUCUUGAAUAUGUGAAUAACUCAAACACCACGUAAUUGUAUUAAAAAGAAGCUAAAGGGGGGACUACUUAAUCACACCGUUUAAAAUGCUGCUUGAAUAAUUGGAAAGAAAUUGUCAACAUUUGAUGGACACAAGUGUUCAACACAGUUAUAUCUUUGUCCAAAAUUAUUGUAAUACUGCAUUUAAAAACUGCUUUCUUUUUGAUGGUUUAAAUGUUUUACAUUUUUGAUUUUCUUAGACAUUUAACAACAUAAAGCAGUCGCCAUUGGUCAUUAAUAUUUGGAAUAGAGAUAGCCUGGGUAUGUGGAUUGGAGGAUCUCUAUUUACAAAUUGGAUGACAAUGUGUGUAGCUGUAUAUUAAUAAUUUUCAUCACGUUUUGGCAAGAUAACCAAUCUUCAUUCUAUGUAAAAAGAUGGAGUGUGAAACAAAGUGCAGACAUUCAAGGAAAUAUGAAAUCUGUUCCAAUACUUUGGUUCUAAACUCUAAGAGGAUAAUGUGAGUAAUCUUGUAUGGGAGGAAAAGAAGAUUUUGGAAGGCAACAAAAUCCAUAUAACCAAAUUGUAUUAUCUAAUACUGUAACAAAAUAAAUGUGCUAGAAAUGUAUAAUUAAGUUUUUGAUUUUUUUAUAACUAUGCACACGUGAGAAUUUACUGUUAUUUUAAAAAAUAUUUGUAGCUUAUUAUUUAGAUAAUCUUUCUAUAAUAUAGGCAAUUUCUUAAGAACCAUUCACUGAUAUUUACAAUAAAAGUUGUCACAUCCAUAA